Messenger RNA from Hibiscus syriacus, 1059 nucleotides. Its product is annotated as membrane-anchored ubiquitin-fold protein 1-like. The record is from RefSeq and is a predicted model, not a curated record. Bases 396 to 749 code for a protein of 117 amino acids. The transcript has 4 exons. Lineage: Eukaryota; Viridiplantae; Streptophyta; Magnoliopsida; Malvales; Malvaceae.
AGAUUUAGAUUGAGAAGACUUUGAAAACUCCAAAACCGCCUCUUCUUCAAUCUUCUAUAUGCAUUGAUUUCUCUUUUGAUUUCUUCUUCUUCUCUUAUUGUUGAUUUCAUCAAAGCCGCCCCAUCAGUUUCUCUUUUUUCUUCUUCAAAGCUUGGCUUUUUCAUCCAAAAGAAAUCAACCCAUAUCAGUUUUUGGCUCAAUUCUGCAGAAUUUCCAGAUGGGAAUUCUUGGAGGGUAUGUGAUUGUUGUAAAUAUAGGAAACUAAUUACUUUAGAGGAAUAUUAGCGUUGUUCCAGUCUUCUAGAUUGAGAUUUUUUUGUAUAGAUUUGAGCAAAAUUUCCGAGUAAAGAUCUUGGGGUAGGGUUUAGAUUUUGGGGUCUCUAAGGUUUCUGGAGAUGGCUAGUGUUCAAGAUCAAUUGGAGGUCAAGUUUCGGUUGACUGAUGGAUCCGAUAUCGGUCCCAAAACCUUUCCGGCUGCUACAAGUGUUACAACUUUGAAGGAAAGUGUUAUUGCUCAAUGGCCUAAAGAGAAGGUGAAUGGUCCAAGGACAGUGAAGGAUGUCAAGUUAAUUAGUGCUGGGAAAAUAUUGGAGAACAACAAAACACUGGGGGAGUGUCAGAGCCCUCUCUGUGAUGUUCCGGGUGGAGUAACGACUAUGCACGUUGUUGUUCAACCUCCUCCUUUGGAGAAAGAAAAGAAAAUAAUAAACGAACCAAAGAAGAACAAGUGCGUUUGUGUCAUAUUAUAAUCCGCAGCUUGAGGUGGGGAAGGCAUUAUUUUCAGGUGGCUUUUGUUAAUCCGCGGUUCCUUUUCAUUCUACCCUAGUCAUUGGCUUUAAAUUAAGUUGUGAUUUAACAAAUUUCUGCAGAUGAAAGAGCGAGAGAUCUGGUAUAGAAAAAGAGGUUGUGGACAUUUAAUGUUUAGAAUGUGUUGUUUUUCUGCUUUUCUACACCGAAUUCAUGUAGUCGAUAACUGUUCAUCUAUUUUGUUCACUUCAUUGGUUUCACAUUAAUCAGACUCUGCUCUCAAGCAAUUGAACCUCAGGUUUUACGUCCGAA